ACCGGAGCGCUGGAUUCAAGUGUUUAACCGGGCUCUGCGGCUCUGCGGCUCUGCCACUCUCCGCUCCUGUGGGUCGCUGGCAUGAGCUGUGGUCUGGAUGGCUGACGGUGAGGGACGCGGCCCAAUCACGUGACAAGAUGCUGGCUCGCAACCGCUUCCUCCUCCUGGUGGUGGUGGGUGGGGCAUUGCUGGCCAUCAUCAGUUUGAGCCUUCAGUUCUUGAACCUGAUCCCGACCACUCCAAUAGUGGAGGAGCAACCCUUCAAGGCUAUAGAUGGAGGCUUUGGGGUGGCUCUGGGAAAGAGCAGGAAGAGAGUGUUCCCGGUGCUGCACAUCCAGGAACCCAACCCCAUUUUGGAGGCUUAUGGUUAUUGCAAUACCCCCAACCACACAGAACAGGCUUGGGAGGGUCACAGUCCUGCCGACUACAAGCUGCUCUCUGUCCACGUCAUGAUUCGUCAUGGCGACCGUUACCCGCUCUACUUCAUCCCCAAGACCAGACGACCCUCCAUCGACUGCACCCUGUCCGGCAGCAGGAAGCCCACCCACCCUCUGCUGAAGUCCUUCAUCAGCCACAUGAGUCAGGGAGGACAAGGCCACUGGGAGGCUCCACUGAGCUCAGUUCCCCGCCUGCCCAACCACAGUGUCUGUGAGACAGGAGAACUCACACAGACAGGUGUGGUGCAGCACCUCCGCAAUGGGCAGCUCCUCCAACAAGCCUACAAGCAUCACAAUCUCCUUUCCCCGGAUUGGGCGCCCCGUCAGCUGUGGGUGGAGACCACAGGUAAGGGCCGGACUCUCCAGAGUGGACUGGCGUUCCUCUACGGCUUCCUGCCAAACUUUGACUGGUCGAAGCUGACGGUGCGUCACCAGUGGAGCACGUUGUACUGCGGCUCGGCCUGCGACUGCCCCGCCAGGAACAGAUACCUGGAUGAGGAGCAGAGGAGGCAGUAUCGGCUCCGAGUGGCCGACACCGAGCUGGAGAGGAAUUACGUAGACAUGGCGCAGACUUUGGGAGUGCCCACUCGCCAGCUGCGAGCUGCCAACCCCGUAGACUCCCUGCUGUGCCACCUGUGCCACGACCUGUCAUUCCCCUGCGUUCCAGCAGGUGGGUGUCUGACAAUGGCACAGUUUGCUGUGAUUCGCCGGCAGCAGCUUGAUGAUGAAGCGGAUCGCAGAAGAGUCGGACUGUACCAUAAAUACGCCAUCCUGGCUAUGUACCCCUAUCUCAACCGAACUGCUUCCAAGAUGGAGCGCGUCGCCAAGAGCAGCGAGGCUGGCCGACGGCCUCGAGCAGCAGGCGAGGAGGUCUUCACCCUCUCCUCGGCUCACGAUGUCACCGUGGCCCCACUGUUGAGCGCUCUGGGCCUGGAGGAGGCCAGGUUCCCACGGUUUGCCGCGAGGGUGGUGUUUGAACUGUGGAGGAGUCCCCCAACAACUCAGGGGCAGCCGAAGAAGAAAGCUGGCAUAGCGAAACACGGGGAGGUGUUCAUCAGGGUGCUGUACAACGGCGAAGACGUAACGUUUCAUACCACGUUCUGCCGCUCACACGAGCGCCGUGCCGGCCAGCCUCUCUGCCCGCUGAUGAACUUCCUGUCUUUUGUCAGGAGAGACAUGUUCAGUAUCGUCAAUGCCACUUCUUACCAGGACGCCUGCUUCACACACUCUGGUUAACACGGCGAGAUGAAGGUUCUGCUCACAGUGUCUUAAAAGCCCAUUUAUUUUAAAUGUAGUCCUUUAACAUUCUUGUGCACAAAGUGAGUGAAACACACAGACUCACUUCUGCACAAUCUGGUCAGUGUCAGGUUUUCUCUGGGGAUGUAGAACCAGUUUUAGGAGAGUUGUAUGUGUGAUCAGAUAAAGAUACUGUACAUGUCAGUGUUUGUUUCAUUGGUGACCAGGUCCGAACUGACCCUUUCCUUUGGGAUACCAGAGUAAAAGGGUGUGGUACGGUACCUGACCGGCUCCACCCACGACACUCAGCUGACUGGGCAACAGAAAAAUGUCCCUCCCUCGCGUCUUUUCUCGUACGACGACUUGUUGGGACAAACAGCCACAACCUGAGCGGGACAGACAAGCUGCUGGACGUCCUCCAUUGUUGUCUGUUGUGUCGCGUUCGAUGUCAUCGUUAGUCGUACGACGUCACGCUACAAAUUCUUUUUGUCUGUUAACUGUGUCCAUAGUGUUGAUGCCAUUCCUGCAUCAGUAUUAAAACACUUCCAUGGUGUUUAAGGGAAUUGUGGAGACCGGAGAAAUGUCCUGCCAGCAUCGAUGUCAUAUGAACUAUGCAGCACAAAAUGAAAUGGAUGCUUUUGUAGUGGUCUCAUCACUUCACAAAGCUCUGUUUGUACAACACUUAGCCACUUUAUUCCUACAUUCCAUGAUACGGUGGAAUUGUAAACAUGUCUGUAAGAAAUAAAGGGAACAAAAGCUGGAAGUUCUGCUGGAUUCAACAUUCCUGACAAAUAUUUUUGGAAUAAUUGUUCAAUGAAAAUCCUCUUUUUGGCUAAUUGGACCACGUUACUCAUUUGUUUUAAACAUGUUUAUUGCAGUCUUUGUAACGGCUUGUUUCUUAUAAUUGUUGUUGAUCUUUUUUCUUUUUAUUAAAAUUGAUUAUGGUACUUUGA
Solea senegalensis (Senegalese sole) is the source of this 2626-nucleotide messenger RNA. RefSeq names its product 2-phosphoxylose phosphatase 1 (gene pxylp1). Gene Ontology annotation, biological process: glycosaminoglycan biosynthetic process; chondroitin sulfate proteoglycan biosynthetic process; dephosphorylation. Gene Ontology annotation, molecular function: phosphatase activity. Bases 138 to 1673 code for a protein of 511 amino acids. Lineage: Eukaryota; Metazoa; Chordata; Actinopteri; Pleuronectiformes; Soleidae. Gene Ontology annotation, cellular component: Golgi apparatus. The transcript has 6 exons. The record is from RefSeq and is a predicted model, not a curated record.